This is a messenger RNA of Acanthaster planci (crown-of-thorns starfish), 2671 nucleotides long. RefSeq lists its product as uncharacterized. Gene Ontology annotation, cellular component: membrane. Lineage: Eukaryota; Metazoa; Echinodermata; Asteroidea; Valvatida; Acanthasteridae. The record is from RefSeq and is a predicted model, not a curated record. Gene Ontology annotation, biological process: regulation of cell differentiation.
AUCACGGGAUAGACGACCGAUCGCGUCAUUAAUCCGUGUAGAAGUGAGAAAUAAUACGUGAUACUUUGGACUUCGGCCCAGGGGGGAAUUUUUUUGUCUUCACUUCCUGAUAAUUCCACGUUCCAUUAUCUCAGAGAAAACUACCUGGUAAGGCCUAUACUGUAGUAUCAACAGAUGGCCAGCUUGGAAGCAGCCAGGGCUCAAGGAGUAGCAAAGGCAUCAUGGAUGCUGCGGAGAAGUGACAUCCUGUGCCGAUGGAAGCACUGUUUCUGCGUGCUGUUCAGAAACGGCAGGCUCACCUACUACAAGGACGAGACUCGAAAGGAGGAGCAAGGCACUGUCAAGAUAACCAUCAGUUGCUAUCUCAUCAACGUUGGGGCAGAGGUGAAAGAUGCAUCCCCCCCACCAGGCAAGGAUAUCAGCUGCCUCCUGGAACUGAGGACCCAUGAGGCCAACUUACUGUUCUGCACUGACUCUGUUGACGACAGCCAAGCCUGGAAAGCUGCCAUUGUGGAGGUCAAAAACUCAACUGCGCACCCUGCUCAGCCCCCUGCUGUGGCCCCGCCUCAAGCUCUGGCCCCUCCCCCCGUCAUGGCACCUCCGCCUUAUACACCACAGCCUGCCCCUGUCGUGGCAGUGGCCCCGCCCCCAUACACUGUCACCCAGGUGGCAACCCCAGCCAACCACGUCGUCGUCAACCCAGUAGGUGGAGCAACCACUUACACGACCUAUCAGGUCCCAGCCAACCAGUACGUGAUCCCGCCAGCGAAUCAGACGGUGAUUGUGAAUGGAAGGCGAGUGGUGCGCAGCUAUCCAGUCCAGAGUACGGUGUACGCAUACCCAGGACAGACCUGCAUGUACACAUGCCAGCCAUCGCAGACCACAGUAGUCUACCGUCGAUGAAAGAAUUCAAGAGAGGCUGGAGGGUUGAGGAGCUUUGUCUGCAAGAGUACCAUUCUUUGAUAAUAUUGGUUAUCUUAUAAACUUAGUUAAGUAUCUGUUAGGUGGGCUACCUCUCUCAUCAGGAGCACGUGCUGUUUUUCCCCGGAAAAUGCCUGAAUCACCAGACGUCUCUCAAAGGAUUUGGGAACUUCUAGCUGUUCUCUCGUGUACAAGGAUCCUAUCUGUAAAAAUGAGGUUUCAAAUGGUAUUAAGCUUAUAUUUGCUUCCUCAAGACCGGACAAUUCUGAAUAGAGGUUGAAAUUGAAAGGUGACCAAGGAGCACUCAGAGGACAUGUUUUUCUUCAGGUUUCUGGAGAUACUUGUAAAGGUUUCAGGCUGUUCGCUGUCUGUGAAGGGCUCUCGUUCUUCGUGCUAUGUGUUUUGGCAGCUGUCUGGAAGUGUCUGGUUUUGAUGAUGUUUAUCGAGGAACUUUAUUUCCAUUCUUUCCUGGAAGUCAUUUUUUGGCUUUCAGACACACUCAGAAAUGGUUCAUGCAAAGCUGAAGAUCGUGUUUUGCAACAUAAAAGUGUAGUCACAGGAAAGGAGGGAAAUCUGUCUUCAUUUUGAAAAGGAUGUGCAGAUACCUGAUGGGCACUUAUGAAUAGAUUUUGCCAGCUGAAAUUGUAGAAUCUUUGCUGCAUCAUCACCAAGUGCAUCAGAAUCAACCAAUUGAUUGAAAAGUUGGCCAGUUCCAUCGACAAUCUUAUACGCGCUAAAUAUUAAGCAGAAGCUAUAACAUGAAUUAUGUCUUAUAUGUGAUAUAAAAGUACAUUGCUUGUACAUGCUUUGGCGGUGCUUUCUUGGUAAUAGCUGAUCAUACAAAACAGUUUCCUUGUUAUAGUACAAUUAACCUGAUUUUUGAAAAUGGUUUUGAUUUGUAAGGAGCGUAAAUGAAAAAACACUUGUUUCAGUGCAUCAAAGUGUCUGUCUUGGGGCCAAGUCUUUGGUGAUAUUUCGUUGGGAAAUAUUGCAUUGAUGUUUAUUAUAAUAAUCGGGACUUACUUUCUCAAAAAUUCUCAUGUAAAUGUCAUGCUUUCAUCUGAAUCGACACAAAAUCAUGAAAAACAAGAUUUUAUGGAAUGUGAAGGAAUUGGUGUUGGAGAUUAUUGUUGCUGUAAAUUAAUAAAAUAUAAUUAUUUUCAAAUAGGAUGAGAAAUAUUGAGGAAUAUCGUUUAUAAUAGCGCCUAAUUUGUAGUGGAAAAAAACUGCAAAUUUAAGAAUUUGUCUAUUUGUGCAAAUGUAAUGUAUUAAGUGCAGUUGUUCAGAAAGUAGGAUCGAAUCCUCAAGCUGUGUGAAAUGUACAUGUAUAUAGACGUCAGCUGACAAUCGCCUUGAAAGCAGAGAACGUAAUAAGUAGUUUAUAAUCUGUGGAAUUAUGGAUGAACACAUCACAUGAUCCCUUGAUUUAAGAUGUAAUACGCUUUUGUCUCUUUUAAGCCUUAACCCCGUAGGUGUAUGUAAAAUUAUAUUGAAAUUGGAGGAUUUGGAACUGUCAGGGCCAUUCUCGUUGAUCGAGUGAAAUUUUCCUGUGUGGAAUGUCAAGCGGUAAAAUCACUCGAGCACUGGAAUUGUUUAAAACUACUCCUUUUGUUCACUGCAGAUUUGUAAAAUGAAUAUUUGAUUAUGCCAAGUAGGCGUCUUACAAUGUUUAACCAUCCCUUGUUAGUGCAGCUUGCUUUGAUGAUCAACAAAGGUGAAAGGACAGAUUAAAAUAUUUGAAUAACAAAAA